AAUACAUUAAAAACUUAAUAAAUUUAGUUAUGAAGAGUGAAAGAAUUUUCAUGACCAUUUCAGCUACACAGAUACAGAUCUGUGAAAGUCAGAGUUAGUAUGUGAAGCUGUGAUUGUCCUUAUCAAUCUACUCCGAUGGACAUUAAGGGUACUGUAACAACUCCGGAAGCCAUGUAGAAUGUUGGGGGGAUGGUGGUGAUUAUGAGAUGUCUCAAUAUGGAGUUCUCAAUGGGCUGCAAAAGGAGGCUAGCCUGGGAUUGUUGAAUCUGAAAGUCCACCAGAGUUUGCUGCAUCUGUUUGCUGCCUGAGAAGCUCCACUGUACCCUGGUGCAUCUUCCUCCCUUUUCCUGCUGGGACUCCUGGGCCUUUCUCCUCUCCACUCUUUCCUUUUCCAGACUGUCUGCAGUGUUCAUCCUCCAGGCCCUGUGCUUAUGGUCCGAUGCAGCACUGGCUUGCAGGAUGUCCUGGAACAUGUUAUCCCGAGUCCUCUUCUUCCUCCACCUUAUGUGGCUCCGCAGGUGUGGAGGGCCACAAUGGCAACAGCUGAAGAUAAAACACACCGAGGUACUAUUGCUGGUGCAUUCAUUACAGAAAGUGAAACAAUGUUGAACUUGCUCCCCAAAAGUUUUAAGCACUACAGUCUCACUUCUGCUUGGGAUUUCUUGUGCCUGGCACCAAUCACUGCACCAGCCAUGGGAGAAGUGGUGCAUUGGUUGGCUUGUGCUCUAUAUGUUGCUUGUCGUAAAAGCAUACUUCCCACUGUUGGAAGCGGUCUUAUGGAAGGAAACUGCGUUUCACUGACUAGGAUACUACGGUCAGCCAAACUAAGUUUAAUUCAGUUUUUUAGUAAAAUGAAGAAGUGGAUGGACAUGUCAGACCUGCCGCAGGAAUUUCGGGAGCGAAUGGAGAGGCUAGAGAGAAACUUUGAAGUAUCGACUGUCAUUUUCAGAAAGUUUGAACCAAUAUUUUUGGAUGUAUUUCAAAACCCUUACGAAGAAACACCUAAACCACAAAGGAGCAGAAAACAGAGAAGGAAGUGCAGUGUUAAAGAACUGUUCAACUUCUGCUGGACACUCUUUGUUUACACCAAGGGUAAUUUCCGUAUGAUUGGAGAUGAUUUAGUAAAUUCCUAUCAUUUGCUUCUGUGCUGCCUGGACCUGAUUUUUGCAAAUGCCCUUUUGUACCCAGAUAGGAGAGAGUUGCUAAAUCCAUCAUUCAAAGGUUUACCAGCAGACUUUCACACUGCUGAAGUCAAGGCCUCUGAAGAGCCUCCGUGCAUCAUUGCCACACUUUGUGAACUACAUGAUGGACUUAUGGUAGAAGCCAAAGGAAUAAAGGAACACUACUUUAAACCAUACAUUUCAAAGCUCUUUGAUAGGAAGAUUUUAAAAGGAGACUGCCUCUUGGAUUUUUGCAGCUUUGCAGAUAACAACAAAGCAUUGAAUAAGGAGUAUGAAGAGUAUGUUUUAUCAGUGGGUGACUUUGAUGAGAGGGUUUUCUUAGGAGCAGAUGCAGAAGAAGAAAUUGGAACGCCCCGAAAGUUUGCUGUUGACAUGCCAGUGGGGAAAACAACAACAAGAGCUCAUGUGGAGUGUCAUCUUCAGCAGCAUUUUGAAAAGAAAAGAUCAUUUGCACCUUCUACACCACUGACAGGAAGGAGAUACCUGAGAGAGAAGGAAGCGGUAAUCACUCCUGUUGCUUCAGCAACACAAAGUGUGAGCCGGUUACAGAGCAUUGUGGCUGGGUUAAAAAAUGCACCAAGUGAACAGCUUAUAGCUAUCUUUGAGUCUUGUGUACGCAACCCUAUGGAAAGCAUCAUGAAUCGAGUUAAAGAAAUAGGUGAGGCUUUCUGUCGGAGUUAUACUCGGUCAACAGAUGACCAGCCAGGAUCUCACAUAGAUUUUGCUGUUAACAGACUAAAACUGGCAGAGAUUUUGUAUUAUAAAAUUUUGGAGACGAUAGUGGUACAAGAAACACGAAGAUUGCAUGGGAAGGAUAUGACAGCUCUCUUGGAGCAAGAUAUUUUCCAUCGUUCCCUGAUAGCAUGUUGUUUGGAGAUUGUGCUAUUUGCAUAUAGCUCACUGCGAACUUUCCCUUGGAUUAUUGAGGUUCUUGAUCUCCAACCAUUCUAUUUUUAUAAGGUGAUUGAAGUAUUGAUUCGGUCUGAGGAAGGACUCUCCAGAGACAUGGUGAAGCACCUCAACAACAUUGAAGAACAGAUUUUGGAGAGUCUAGCCUGGACCAGCGACUCUGCCCUAUGGAAAGCUCUACAAGCCUCAGAAAACAAGGUCCCAACCUGUGAAGAAGUAAUAUACCCAAGUAAUUUUGAAGCCGGUAAUGGAGGAAGUGGACUAGGUCACCUCCCUAUGAUGCCAGUAUCGCCUAUUGUGCAUCCCCGGGUGAAAGAGGUUCGCACAGAUCUUGGUGGAAGUUUACGACGGGACAUGCAGCCGUUGUCUCCGAUCUCUGUUCAUGAGCGCUACAGUUCUCCUACAGCUGGAAGUGCUAAGAGAAGGCUCUUUGGCGAUGACAGCCCAAAAGACAUGCAGGUAGAAAAGGUUCUCUCUGAAGGAACGAAGUUGAAAAUUGCCCCAGCUUCAAGCGUUGCUGCUGAAAAUAUCUCUCUCUCACCGGGACAGACAAUUUUGACCAUGGCAACAGCUACCGUAACAGGGACAAUGGGACAGAAAGUUACAAUCCCACUGCAUGGUAUUGCAAAUGACACUGGAGGGAUCACCUUGAUUCCCAUUUCAGUGAAUUUAUCUCAGCAGUCUAAAAUGGAGAGUCAUGGACAAGUACCUCUCACUGCUCAAGCUUUAAUUGAUGCUUCUCCAAACCAUUCCCGUAUGAAUCAAGCACAGGAAUCACAUCAGUCAACAGGAAGCAAACCAAAGAAAACUGGCUCCCUGGCACUGUUUUACAGAAAGGUGUAUCAUUUGGCAAGUGUGCGCUUGCGUGAUUUGUGCUUAAAACUGGAUGUUUCCAUUGAGUUGCGCAGGAAGAUAUGGACAUGUUUUGAGUUCACAUUAGUUCAUUGCACUGAUCUAAUGAAAGACAGACAUUUGGAUCAGCUCCUCCUUUGUGCCUUUUACAUUAUGGCAAAGGUGACCAAAGAGGAAAGAACUUUUCAGGACAUAAUGAAAAGCUACAGAAACCAGCCACAAGCAAACAGCAAUGUUUACAGGAGUGUUUUGUUGAAAAAUAGUCCCAAAGAGGUCACAUCAGAAAAUACAAAUUUAACCCAAGAUGUGGAGAUGACAGGUGGUGGUAAGUUCAUAAAGUUAGCCUGCUGUUUUAAAAUAAUAUUCAAAUGGAUUUAAAAGAACGAAUGUGUAGUAUAAAAGCCAUUAGAAUAGCAAAGAGGAAACAUUUAAUUUUAUCAUAAACUGAUUAAAAAGCAACAGUAUUGAAAUAAGGAGGCAGACACUGAUAGAUGCAGUGUAGGCUAGGACAUGGGAAAUGCAUUUCACAAUCAGAACAAAUAGGAUAGAACUUCACAUCUUUAAGAAUCCCUAUUUUUAAAUUAGGUUGGUUGAACAGUAAUUUUUUUUAAAUGAGCAGCUGAUGAUGAUUCUGUAUAAUUGUAGCUCUCUUGAGACAACACUUAAUAAAUGGAAAGAGAGUGAGUGAUGGCAUAUUCUCAAGAAUAUUCAAUCAAGACUGAUUCGAAACAUCUUUUUAAAAUGUCGGAAGGUAGAUUGGU
Molecule: messenger RNA, 3703 nt
Organism: Trachemys scripta elegans
Lineage: Eukaryota; Metazoa; Chordata; Testudines; Emydidae
Gene: RBL1
Product: RB transcriptional corepressor like 1
Exons: 19
Coding region: 432-3320 (962 amino acids)
Biological process (GO): regulation of transcription by RNA polymerase II; negative regulation of G1/S transition of mitotic cell cycle; cell differentiation
Cellular component (GO): transcription regulator complex; nucleus; chromatin
Molecular function (GO): RNA polymerase II transcription regulatory region sequence-specific DNA binding
Source: RefSeq, a predicted model, not a curated record